ACAACCUAGACAGGGGCGUAGCCAAGGGGUGGCCAGAGGUGGCCAGUGCCACCAUGCUGGGAAGCGUGGCCACCCCUCUGGCCACCCCUUCGCUAAGCCCCUGACUAGGCUGUAAUGUAGCGAGGUCUCUGUGUCAUAAAAUGUUUGAUCUCAUAUGGAGCUUGUUUGAAAUGCACUGUCGUGGAGAAAGUUGCCGAGGUACAGUUGUUCGCAGUGGUGGUGAUGGGAGCAAGACAUCUAAAGACUUUAAAGGAGAAUUACACCAUUUUUCAAAAAUUCUGCAUAAUUCAGUUGUUGAAAUUUGAGAUUUGAUGCAAAGUGACUGUAGGUGGAGGGGGUUUGGGUGGUUGUGGUACCACAUCAGCUUAUAUCUGUAUGAUUAUUAAUAAACGAUAAGUUGUGACAUUGACAGUGAACUGAAAAAGAAAAAAAAUGAAUGUUCCCCUAAAAAGGGGCAAGAAUGUUGGCCCGGGGAUUUAAAAGAGUCAAAAAACUGUCAUAUAACAACAGCUGUGCCAAACAUCAGACAGCAUAUAUCUAACCACUUCACGUAACUUUCUGUGAGGGAGCUUUUAGAGACGUAAAACUCUUCAGACGUGAACACUGUGAACAAUUCUGACUUGGUAGAUUUCCCUAAAAUGGAGCGUUUCAGUUCAAACCACGCUGCAUCUCAGCAUUUUAAUUAUGUGGAAAAAUGCAUGAAAUGGUCACGAAUACGCUGCCUGAUGGCUGAGGGCUUCGUGCUGUAGUCAGGUCUUGGCUUUGGGCCUUGUGAGUUUAGGCUCAUGUGCGGCUGCUACAGAGUCCCAUUCUACUGGCAAUGCUUUACUAUGGAGAUUAUGCAAGCUGUGUGCACACAAUUGAGCAGCUGUGUCACCAGUGACUACACAUUAAAGUAGCUGAAUUCACUAAUUAUAGGGGUGUCUGAACAGUUCUUUGGACUUACAGUUGGCUAUACGUUUAUCGGAGCAUUAACCUCAAAAGAGCCUUCAGAGUGCCAGCUGUACAGGGCAACCGUCGUAAAACUUCCCAAAAGCUUCGCUGACGCCAGAGGUCUGAUGUGAUUGGUUCACACCAGUGCACGUGACCGAGCCGCGCGUCACGUAUUUCCCCCAAUGCUAAAAGCUUUUGGCUAACUCUUCCUCUGGGCUUCAUUCUGUCUUUGCCGUUCUGUCGCAAGACGCUUUCAUUUUCACAGAGGAAACAGUAGGUUUUAAAUGCCGCAGUGAGUCUCCGGGCUGGACGCAUUUUCACAAUCCAGUUUUUCCCCCAGAGAAGCUCACCUAGCUGAUCAACUGUGAGUCUUCGCCGUUAGCCCGGGAGCUGUGGGAGCUCUGGGAGGUGUCAGCUCUGCUCAGGGGUGGGACCCGACUCAACUUUACAAGAGCCAGCUCGCGCUGUCCGACGGUGUGAAGGACUCGGGUAGAGAUAUUUCACCGCGUUGUCUAACAUCGCCUUUUCCUUUCCGAAGGUCAGUAUAGGAUCGUGUCCUAUAGAUCGCCAUGUUCAGCUGGUCUAACAGGAACGGGAAGAAAGACCCGGAGCUCUUCCAGAACGUGUCCGAUGGACUCAAGCGCCUCUACCGCAACAAGCUCUUCCCUCUGGAGGACACCUAUCGCUUCCACGACUUCCAUUCACCGGCGCUGGAAGAUGCCGAUUUCGACAACAAGCCCAUGGUCCUUUUGGUCGGUCAGUAUUCGACCGGCAAGACGACCUUCAUCCGGCAUCUCAUGGAGCAGGAUUUCCCCGGCAUGCGGAUAGGCCCCGAGCCCACCACCGACUCCUUCAUAGCGGUGAUGCACGGAGAGCAAGAGGGCGUGAUACCGGGCAAUGCUCUGGUGGUGGACCCCAAGAAACCCUUCAGAAAGCUUAACGCCUUUGGCAACGCUUUCCUGAACAGGUUUGUGUGUGCACAGUUGAAAAACCCAGUCUUGGAGAGUAUCAGUAUCAUCGAUACUCCAGGCAUCCUGUCGGGGGAGAAACAGAGGAUCAGCCGAGGCUAUGACUUUGCGGCUGUGCUAGAGUGGUUUGCUGAACGAGUGGACCGCAUUAUCCUGCUCUUCGAUGCCCACAAGUUGGAUAUCUCAGACGAGUUCUCUGAGGUGAUCAAGGCCUUGAAAAACCAUGAGGACAAGAUGCGUGUGGUACUGAACAAAGCGGACCAGAUCAGCACACAGCAGCUGAUGAGAGUGUACGGCGCCCUCAUGUGGUCACUAGGGAAGAUCAUUAACACCCCAGAGGUGGUGCGGGUCUACAUCGGCUCGUUCUGGGCGCAGCCUCUCCUGGUGCCAGACAACAGGAAGCUGUUUGAAGCCGAGGAGCAGGACCUCUUCCGAGACAUUCAGAGUCUUCCACGGAACGCUGCCCUGAGAAAGCUGAACGAUCUGAUCAAGAGGGCACGCCUUGCCAAGGUUCAUGCUUACAUCAUCACCUCACUGAAGAAGGAGAUGCCCAGUGUGUUUGGGAAAGAUAACAAGAAGAAAGAGCUCAUUUCUAACCUGGGUGCCAUCUAUGAGAAGAUAGAGAAGGAACACAACAUCUCUCCAGGAGACUUCCCCAACCUCAAGAAGAUGCAGGAACUCCUGGCUGGCCAAGACUUUAGCAAGUUCCCUGCCUUGAAGACCAAAUUGCUAGAGUCCGUUGAGGACAUGCUGGCCAACGAUAUCGCCAGGCUCAUGACCCUUGUGCGCCAGGAGGAGGCAUCCAUGCCCAACCAAGUGGUGAAAGGUGGUGCCUUCGAUGGCACAAUGAAUGGGCCAUUUGGCCACGGUUAUGGUGAGGGUGCUGGAGAGGGCAUCGAUGAGCUGGAGUGGGUGGUGGGCCGUGACAAGCCAUCCUAUGAUGAGAUCUUCUACACACUGUCCCCUGUUAAUGGCAAGGUGUCUGGCGCUGCCGCCAAGAAGGAGAUGCUGAAGUCCAAGCUGCCCAACACGGUGCUCGGCAAGAUCUGGACCCUGGCCGACGUGGACAAGGACGGUUACCUGGACGAUGAGGAGUUCGCUCUGGCCAACCAUCUGAUCAAAGUGAAGCUUGAGGGGUACGAGCUUCCUGCUAAGCUGCCCACUCACCUUGUGCCACCUUCCAAGCGUGGUCAGGAGCAACAGUGAGUUGCUGUGCUGCUCUUUCAACUUUACAGCUGUGGCUCUCACCUUCUCAGGCUUCAACUCCACCAGCCAUUCCACUUAUUUGUUCCAAAAGCAGUCUCGCCAACCCUCCUCAUUUCAGCAUGCCUUUUUCAUUGUUAAAGGUACAAUUAAGGGUUUUGUGUGGCUGUUCCAGUUGCUGUACGUAUGACUUACAUGUUUCUUGUAUGUAGUGACAGUUUUCCUUUUUUCAAAUAGGUUUUAUGGCCAAAAUUCAUUGAGAGCUGUUCUUUUUAUUAUUUUUGCAUCCCAAGGUAUCUUAUUUUGAUGGCACAUUGCAUAUGGUAGUACCUUGAUCGGGUUCCGAAGACGGAAUAUGUGAAAAUGAAUAUUUGGAAUGGCUUUGGAGAUCCAGUGACUGUACUGAGAACCUGAGCUCUGAGAAGUGAUACCAAAAAGAUCUUAUGUGCCAGUGAGAGACUUGUGGGUUUGUAUUUGAAUGGAAAGAGAUACCACUUUCAACAGAGAGUUGUCCACAAAAAGACUGCAAAAGGACUCAAGGUAGAGAGGAUGACCGUUUUGAUUGAGUAUUGGAGAAAUGUUUGCUGUGUGUUAGGGGGGGUGACCUUUGGAAAAACAAAAAUGUGAAAUAACCUCUCCAUCCACUUUAAAGACUUACCUUGUUCUUCCACUUGCUAGCCACUUUCAGCUCUUGUACCUUAUAGGUCCACUACCAACUGUAGCAUAUCUGUUCUCCUGCACAGUAGGUCAACUACUCUCUACUUUGUUCAUCAUUGGUUCACUUCUGACCACAAGACUAUGUAUUACAUGUUCUUUCUCUGUGUGCGGAAACUGGUCAUUGUUGAAGAGCUAGAUAAUGCACAGAUUGUGCAUCAACAGAUGGGCUACAAUCCCUAACUGUCCCUGGACCUAUAAGGAAAGUGUUUCUAAUAAUGUGGCCGGUGAGUGCAUUUGUAUAUGAUAUUCCAUAAUAUAAUCUUUUCUUU
This is a messenger RNA of Colossoma macropomum (tambaqui), 4090 nucleotides long. It is a transcript of the gene ehd1a, whose product is annotated as EH-domain containing 1a. Gene Ontology annotation, cellular component: clathrin-coated pit; cytoplasm; presynaptic membrane. NCBI's taxonomy places the organism in Eukaryota, Metazoa, Chordata, Actinopteri, Characiformes, Serrasalmidae. The transcript is spliced from 5 exons. The record is from RefSeq and is a predicted model, not a curated record. Gene Ontology annotation, molecular function: protein binding; GTP binding; molecular adaptor activity. Gene Ontology annotation, biological process: endosomal transport; clathrin-dependent synaptic vesicle endocytosis. The coding region runs from base 1503 to 3107 and encodes 534 amino acids.